Molecule: messenger RNA, 1200 nt
Organism: Paralichthys olivaceus (Japanese flounder)
Lineage: Eukaryota; Metazoa; Chordata; Actinopteri; Pleuronectiformes; Paralichthyidae
Source: RefSeq, a predicted model, not a curated record
CGCAGCCCUCCACGACCUCACAGUCCCCAGGACGACGGACAGAUCAUCUUCGACGUGGACAUGACUGGCAGGAGAGACAGCCAAUCAGAAGAGGAAGUCUUGGACAAGGAGAGGGACAUGGACAUCCUGAUGAAGGACGCAGAUUGGGUCGCUGAUUGGUCCAGUCGACCGGAAAACAUUCCCCCCAAGGAGUUUCACUUCCGUCAUCCUCGUCGCUCAGUAACGCUCAGCAUGAGGAAGACCGGCGCCAUGAAGAAAGGAGGCCUCUUCUCUGCAGAGUUCCUCAAAGUCUUCAUCCCCUCGCUGCUGCUAUCACACAUCCUCGCUCUGGGGCUGGGAGUCUACAUUGGAAAGAGGUUGACCACGCCACCGGCCAGCUCCUUCUGAAGCUCCAACUGAAGAAAAGUGCCUGAGAAGUGGCCAUGAGUUUGUUUUUUUUGGGGGGGGGGGAGAAAGCUUUGCUGUCUUGAAGAGAACGAACGCCCGUCUCUCCUCCCUCUGUCCCGCCUGCUCCCCCUCCUUGUCCCUGAGAUAUGACAUGUUCCCUCCCUCCCCGCCCUUAUUCGGCUGUUCUCUGACUCUGGAUGCCCCCUCCCUCCUCUGUCUCCCCCUCCUUUAUAUCCUCCGACCAUUUGUAUAAGCUUUUCAAUGAAUGAAUAAGAUCAUAUUUCCAGUGAUUGUGUUCAGAUGUUUUUAUCGGGUGGGUUUCCAGGGAGGGUUUAAAUUCAUUUAAUCAAACUCUUCCCGUGACACACACUGACCCAUCGAUCAUCUGACAACAAGGGAGGAUUGUCCAGUUUUACAGCUGACCACAGAUUGUGCCACAAGUCGCCCGACACUCGACCCCGAGAAAAGGGUUCGACCAGAUUCAGAGUCGGCAAACUGAAGAGGUGAUCAUGCCUUUUUGAAAGUAGCCGUUUUGUUCAUCUACUCAAGGUUUUAUUGCCUUUUUUUGUAUUUAUUUCACAACAGCUGUGGUUUAUUGAGAAGUUGUAAUGAAAUGGAGUUACCACAGUGGCCAUCCCGAACCACGGGCGCUCAUCAAUUGCACUCGGGGGGGUAGUCCGAGGAGAGAUUUAUACAACGCUUCUUUUUUUUUUUUUUUUUUUUUCCUUUUCUGUGACGGAAAUUAAAAUAGAUUUGAUUCUGCAGACAAAGUGAGAAAAACUGGAAUCCAGUGUGUCCCUCUCAGUGUGUACA